Plasmodium vinckei vinckei is the source of this 3201-nucleotide messenger RNA. Its product is annotated as ATP-dependent protease, putative. The record is from RefSeq and is a predicted model, not a curated record. Gene Ontology annotation, molecular function: ATP binding; ATP hydrolysis activity; serine-type endopeptidase activity. Lineage: Eukaryota; Apicomplexa; Aconoidasida; Haemosporida; Plasmodiidae. The coding region runs from base 1 to 3201 and encodes 1066 amino acids. The transcript has a single exon. Gene Ontology annotation, biological process: protein catabolic process; proteolysis.
AUGGUGAUUUGUUUGAAAAUUAUAAGAUAUAAGGAAAGAAGGUUAUUUAUUAAAUCUAGUCAUGUAUUUUAUCGAAGUUCAAAAGGAUUUAAUGAAAAAAAUGAAAUAAAAUCAGUAAACAAUAUUUUGUGUUUUUCACUUUUAAAUAAGCCACUUUUUCCUGGUCUUUCAUAUGUCCUUAAUGCUGAUAAAAGUUUUAUACAAAUUUUUGAAAAUUAUAAAAAAAAAAAUAUAUAUGUUGGUCUUUUUUUUAACAAAAAAUCAGAGAAUGAUAUAACGUAUGAUAUAUUAAGUGAUCACGAAUUAAAUACUAAUUUUUUUUUUAAAGAAGAUGAUAAGAAAAAUGUGUCAAUAUUAAGCGAUAAAAAUAAAAUUAUAAGAAGGGAUAUUGAUUAUAUAACAAGUUUUAGUGAUAUUUAUGAAUAUGGCUCGAUUGGGAUAGUUAAAAAAAUAUUUAAUAAUGAAAGUUUAAGCAAUGUAGACAAUGGUGGUGCAGAUACUACCAACAAUACGUCCUCUCCUAGCUCAUUCAAUCAGCCAAUUCAAAAUGAAGAAGCGCAAAAUGAUGGACAUAAUGUAACACCCGAUGAGAGAGAAAGAAAUGUUUGUCAAAUAGUUGUUGACAUAUUAGAACGAGCAAAAAUAAACAAAUGGAUGGGAAAGGACAUAGGAGAAGUUGCGAUAGUAAAGAGACAUGAUGAAGAUAGAUUAACAAUUGAUGGAAAUGAAAAAUUGUUUAAAAAAAUAAAAGGAUAUCAACUUGAGAUUGUUGAAAAGAUAAAAGAAAUAAUAAAAAUAAAUAAUAGUUAUGAAUAUAAUAUAUUAUUAAAAUAUUAUAAUACUAAGAAUGUAAAUAAUUUAAUUAACUUUGUAGGAAAUAUAACAAUAGGAAAAAAUAGUAAUAUACAAAAAAUGCUUGAAGAAAAUAAUAUAGAAGAAAGAUUAAAAAAAUGUAUAGACUUAUUGAAUGAAGAUAUAUAUAUGUUUAAAAUAAAAAAAGAAAUAAAAAUAAAUUUAGAGAAUAAAUUUGUAAAGGAAAAAAAAGAGUUACUAAUUACAGAACAAAUUAAUUUGCUGAAAAAACAAAUAGGACAUGAAAAAACAGAGCAUGAAAAAAAUUAUGAAGCAUUCAUUAAUAUAUAUAAUAAUUUAAUUAAAAAUAAGAUAGAUCAAAAUAUUUCUACACAUAUUUUAAAUGAAAUAAAAAAAUUUAAAUUUUAUAAUGAAAAUAAUAAUGAUUAUUCAUCAGCAUAUCAAUAUAUAACAACCAUAUUAGACAUCCCAUAUAAUAAAUAUGCCAAUUUAAAUAAUGAACUAGCUAAAUGUGAAAUAAUUUUAAAAAAUUCUCAUUAUGGUUUAGAUAGUGUUAAAAAAUAUAUAUAUGAAUAUUUAAGUAUAUAUAUAAUAAAUAAAAAUAAAAAAAUCAAACCCAAAAUAUUAUUACUUGUUGGGUAUCCAGGGACAGGUAAAACGUCUAUAUGUAAAGCCAUUAGUAAAUCCUUAAAUAUACCAUACUAUAUAAUAAAUAUCAAUAAUAUUAAUAAUAUUAAUGAUUUGAUAGGGAAUCGAAAAACUUAUGUAAAUAGUUAUGAGGGUAAAAUAAUAAAUGCAUUGAUAAAUACAAAAGUUAUGAACCCCUUAGUUAUAUUAGACGAAUUUGAUAAGGUUGAAAAGUUUUAUAAUAAUAAUAAUGUUUAUAAUACAUUUUUAAACAUAUUUGAUCAAAAUCAAAAUAAAAUAUUUAAAGAUCAAUAUAUUAAUUUUCCUAUUGAUAUAUCAAAUAUAUUUUUUAUAUGUACAGCUAAUUCGAUUGAUAAUAUUCCUGAUAUGGUAUUAGAUCGAAUGAGUAUAAUAAAUGUAUAUCCAUACACAAAUAUGGAUAAAAUAUAUAUAUAUAAAAAUUAUUUAAAAAAAAAAUUACAAUUAGAGACUAACAUAUCAGAUCUAUAUAUUCAUAUAUCCGAUAAAAUCCUAUUAUAUAUUAUUAAUAAUUAUACAAAAGAAAAUGGAAUUAGACAAUUUUAUUCCAUAAUCUAUGAUAUUUAUAAAAAAAGAGCAUACAUGUUAUUACGUGGUGAAACGUCUUGUGUUAAUUUGGUUGAAAGAAUGAAUGAUAUGGUAGAAGAUUCCCCUUUUUCUAUUUCAAAUCAAACUAAAUAUAAUAUAAAAAAUUAUAUAAUAACAGAUUUUAUAAAUAUUGAUAAUGGUAGAUAUAUAAAGCAAGGGAAUGCUUCCUAUUUUUCAAAGCCAGGUAUUACAAAAUCACUUGCCUUUACAAACAAUGGUGGAUAUAUUAUAACAAUCGAAAUUUCGAGUUUAUCUACUAGCUCGUUAAAAAAUUUGAAUCAUAAUAUAACUUCUUCACUAAAUUUAAAUACUCAAGAAGAAGCACCCUAUCAAAGCAGUGCAAAAAAUUUAAUUUCGUUGACAACACCAUUAGAAAGAGAAUGCUAUUAUACAAAUAGCGAUGCUGUUGGGCAUACUAAAGAUGGUUUGUCUUCAAAUAAUUUAAUUAACAAAAAUGAGCAUAACCCUUUUAUUUAUGAACAAGCAAGGGACCCAUAUCAAUCAACAUUACAAACUAAAUAUAUAAAUAACUUCACAAAUGGAAUGCACCCUUCACAAGUAGACCAUUGUGAUGUGAUGAAUUCAGAAGAUAAUGCCCGACGUAGUAAUGUCAAUAAUAGUGAAAGAAAUGCUAAGAAUAGACAAACAAGAGAUAGCUACAAUUGUAAUAUUGUAAUUACUGGAAAUGUUGGAAAAAUAAUGCAAGAAAGCAUAAUUAUAGCAAAUACUUAUUCGAUUAAUAUACUAAAUCGUAUAGUUCCAAAUUUUCAAAGUGAAUAUUUACAUAUAAAUUUAAGUGAAUGUGAUUUAAAAAAAGAUGGGCCUAGUGCAGGUAUUAAUUUUGUAACAUCAAUUUUAUCUUAUUAUUUAAAAAUUCCUGUUGAUAAUAAUUUAUGUAUGACUGGGGAAUUAACAUUAAAUGGACAUAUAUUAAGAGUUGGAGGAUUAGUAGAAAAAAUAAUUACAGCAAAAAAUUCUGGAAUACAAACUUUAAUUAUACCUAAAGACAAUUAUCAUGAAUAUUUAUUAAUCCCUAAAGAAACAAAAGACGGUCUUCAUGUUUUAUAUGCUCAUCAUUAUUUUCAAAUUUUUAAUUACAUUUUCGCACCGAAGAUAUGUUACAAAGCAACAUAA